GAAUGCUCCAACAUAUAACAAUUAAAAGUUCGUUGGGGUGGUUGUAUCAACUAUCCCCUAUCUCUUCACCCUUUAUAACAUUGCUAUCUUCCAUAAUUUUUCAUCACAUUCAUUUCUUCCUUUUUUUUGUUCACAUUUACACAUUCUUAGCCAAAACACAUCAUAUGCUAUACACACCCCUCUUCCUAAAUUCAUCACUUGAGAAAAAUAUAUUUAUUUUCAUCCAUUUUUAGUAUUCUUUGUCCCCUCCUUUAUAUAAUCAAUUCCGUAGAAAAAUUUCUAAGAGUUCUAUAAUCAUGGAAGAUCAACAAAAUCAAACAGCUACACAUGAAAGAAGAAAACUUCCAAAUUUUCUUGUAUCUGUUAGACUCAAAUAUGUGAAACUUGGUUACCAUUACUUAAUUUCAAAAGCUAUGUACCUUUUUCUCAUACCACUUUUUGGAGCAGCUUCAGCUCAUUUAUCAACUAUAUCAUAUCAUGAUAUUAUUCAACUAUAUGAAAAUCUCAAAUUUAAUCUUGUAUCAGUAACAUUAUGUACUAGUCUUAUGGUAUUUCUUGUCACACUUUAUUUCAUGAGUAGACCAAGAGGUGUUUAUUUGGUUGAUUUUGCAUGUUAUAAACCAAAACAAGAAUAUACAUGUACUAGAGAAAUUUUCAUGAAUAGGUCUGAAUUAACAGGUACUUUUUCAGAUGAAAAUUUAGCUUUUCAGAAAAAGAUUAUUGAAAGGUCUGGUUUAGGACAAAAGACAUAUUUACCCCCAGCAAUAUUAAGUGUUCCACCAAAUCCUUGUAUGGCUGAAGCUAGGAAAGAGGCAGAGGAAGUUAUGUUUGGUGCUAUUGAUGAACUUUUGGAGAAAACUGGUAUUAAGGCUAAAGAUAUUGGGAUUUUGGUUGUUAAUUGUAGUUUGUUUAAUCCUACACCUUCUCUUUCUGCUAUGAUUGUUAAUCAUUAUAAGUUAAGAGGGAAUGUUCAAAGUUAUAAUCUUGGUGGUAUGGGUUGUAGUGCUGGACUUAUCUCUAUUGAUCUUGCCAAACAGCUCCUUCAGGUUCAUCCAAACUCUUAUGCCUUAGUGGUAAGCAUGGAAAACAUCACACUCAACUGGUAUUUUGGCAACAACAGAUCAAUGUUAGUCUCAAAUUGUCUCUUUAGAAUGGGAGGAUCUGCAAUUCUCCUCUCCAACAAACCAUCAGACAGCAGAAGAGCCAAAUACCAACUUAUCCACACCGUCCGCACACAUAAAGGCGCGGACAACAAAUCCUACGGCUGCGUCUUUCAAGAAGAAGACGAAAAGAAAUCAGUUGGUGUAUCACUCUCAAAAGAUUUAAUGGCAGUCGCCGGAGAAGCACUCAAAACCAACAUCACAACACUUGGUCCAUUAGUCCUACCUAUGUCAGAACAACUCUUAUUUUUCGCAACUUUGGUUGCAAGAAAAGCUUUCAAGAUGAAGAUCAAACCAUACAUUCCUGAUUUUAAGUUAGCUUUUGAGCAUUUUUGUAUUCAUGCCGGUGGAAGAGCUGUUUUAGAUGAAUUGGAGAAAAAUCUUGACCUUAGUGAUUGGCAUAUGGAACCAUCAAGAAUGACACUUAAUAGAUUCGGCAACACUUCGAGUAGUUCGUUGUGGUAUGAAUUAGCUUAUACUGAAGCUAAAGGAAGGAUUAGAAAAGGUGAUAGAACUUGGCAAAUUGCAUUUGGUUCUGGAUUUAAGUGUAAUAGUGCUGUGUGGAAAGCAUUGAAGACUAUUGAUCCUGCUAAAGAGAAAAAUCCAUGGAUGGAUGAGAUUCAUGAGUUUCCUGUUCAUGUGCCUAAAGUGUCAACUAUUGGUUCCUCAAGUUAGGAGAAGAAAUUUGUUUGAGGGAUUUAAUCAAUUCCACAAUUAAUCUUAGGAAGAGUGUGCAAAAAUAGUUUGGCAGCUUGUUAUGUAGUAUGGUUAAGUUGAAAGAGUUGAUAAUUAUUGUCCAAUUGAACAUUUAUUGCAUGAUACUGUAUUUUUUUCUGUCUUCAUAAAAUGUACUUGUUUUUUGACUAAAUGUACUCCUAAAUUGACCUUUCAAUGAUAUCUUAAAUUGAUUUAA
Trifolium pratense (red clover) is the source of this 2073-nucleotide messenger RNA. RefSeq names its product 3-ketoacyl-CoA synthase 11-like. Gene Ontology annotation, cellular component: membrane. Gene Ontology annotation, biological process: fatty acid biosynthetic process. Gene Ontology annotation, molecular function: acyltransferase activity, transferring groups other than amino-acyl groups. The transcript has 2 exons. The record is from RefSeq and is a predicted model, not a curated record. Bases 297 to 1835 code for a protein of 512 amino acids. NCBI's taxonomy places the organism in Eukaryota, Viridiplantae, Streptophyta, Magnoliopsida, Fabales, Fabaceae.